Molecule: messenger RNA, 1023 nt
Organism: Rotaria socialis
Lineage: Eukaryota; Metazoa; Rotifera; Eurotatoria; Philodinida; Philodinidae
Source: the annotation of a GenBank genome assembly
AUGGCCUCCACCUCAUCAAACAAGUCGCGUUGUGCAACAUGUGGCAAAAACAUUGGAACUUUUACCUGUCGUGGAUGUUCACAAGAUUUUUGCCUGUCACAUGCUCAAGAACAUCGUCAAUUACUUGGUAAACAAAUGGAUGAAGACGUCAUACUCAUGCACGAUCAGUUCCAGCAAUGUCUCAAUGAACAGGUUAAACAGCCUAGUCUGCAUCCUCUAAUGAAAGAAAUUAAUGAAUGGGAAAAACAGUCAAUUGAAAAAAUACAACUAGUUGCUCAAGUUGCUCGACAGAAAGUCCUCAAUAUUAUAAGUAAACACACAGAUAAUGUGAUAAUAGCUUUAACAUCAAUCAAAGAACAGUUGAGUAGAGCUCGAGAUGACGAUGAUUUCUUCGAAUCUGAUAUUAAUGAAUGGAAAGAAAACCUGGAAAAAUUAAAAACGGAUUUAAAUACACCGAAAGCAAUUACAAUUAAGUUUGACCAUAAGAUGAACUCCUUCAUACCGAAAAUAUCUAUUAGCGAAGGACUGAUGAUUAUUGAAACUUUUGAAAAAAUUCUCGGAGAUAUCGACAUACAAGACAAAGGUCGACUUAUCACACAUGGAAGUUCGAAGGGAUACGCAUUAGUACGGAGUAAAGGAGAAUAUUCAUCGGGACAGCGUCUAUUUCGUUUUAAGAUCGAAAAUAUAGGUACUGGAAAUUGGAUUCUUUUCUCCGUUGUAUCUAAAAACGCUCCAAUAACAGAGCUGUCAUAUAGUACUCCCACAACUUAUGGUUGGGCCGGAAUCAAUCAAGUAUAUCUCAAUGGUACAUGUAGUAAUGGUUUCAAUGGUUACAAAACAGAUAUGGAAACGAAUCAUACAUUAGAAUUCAUGGUUGACUGUGACAAACAGAAACUACGAUUGAAAAAUGAGCAAACCCAAAGCAUAUAUGAACUUGAUAUUGAUAUCAACAAAUGUCCCUUUCCAUGGUACAUUAUUCUCAAUAUCUAUCACCCAGAUACUCGUGUUCGAUUUCUGCAAUAA